AUGUCCGUUUACCGUUCGCCGUGCUGGGUCGAGAUCCCAAGACACAUCACCAUCUCACAGCUUAUGCAACACAAUAUCGAGAAUACAGCGCCCGAGAAAACCAUCUUUGAGGAAGCAAUUUCCGGGAAAACAGUCACUUAUGGAUCUUUUCACUAUCAGAUACGCACAACCGCUCAACUGCUCCGCAAUGUGGUCGGACUCCAACCAGGGCAGAUUGUGUCCAUUCUCUCUUCAAGCCGGAUCGAUUGCAUUUUAACAGCUCACGCGGUCUGGUGGGCAGGGGGAGUCGUCAGUCUGAUCAACAACGCGUUGACUGUCGAUGAAAUUCGCCACGCCGUCGAUAUGGUCGAGCCAACUUUCAUAGUCAUCGAUGAAACACUUUUUCAAAAGUUGCCAGAAGUUUUGAAAAUUUCCACACAUGACCAGAAACGGCCCUUGCAAGUUUACACCAUUGGACCAAAAAGUACGGAGUGGCCCGAACUACCAAUGGGCUCCAGCUCCGUGAGCACCAUUGGUGAGCCUUCCCGGGAGGAGGGUCCUUGGAGCCUUGACGGACAGAGAAGUGACGAAAUUUGUGCUGCUGUUCUUCUUUCAAGCGGCACCACGGGCUCUCCGAAGGCUGUGAUGCUCUCGCAUUACAAUCUUGUCGCCAUGUGCAAUCAACUACGCUCGGACAAUCCAGACAACUGGAGAGGUAGUCAAAGAGAGGUUUUUUUCCCUCCACUCUCCCAUGUCUAUGCACUAUACGCGGUAUUCACGACGUGCGUCUGGGUUGGAGCCUUCGUGUGCCUCAUGCCACGUUUUGACUUGCGCCGGUAUUGUCAGCUGAUGCAAGACCGUAAGGCCACAUUGGCAAGACUGGUUCCUCCUGUCGCAAAAAUGUUGGCAGAGAACCCGGUGGUGAAGCAAUACCGGUACCCAUGUCUGGAAUACUUCAGCUGCUCCGCUGCGCCGUUGCAUUAUGUACCACUGUUGGAGAUGGCUUCGGGCAAAUUCAUACUAAACCUAGCUGCAGCAUAUGGGUGCACAGAGCUAUCUGGGCCCAGCAUUCACAGUGGCGUGCGAGAUGUAAAGCUCCCGCUGACAGCUGCCGGAACACCGAUCGCCAAUACGGAGAUACGAUUUCUGGAUGAGGAUGGUAAGGAUGUCGGUGCCAGAGGUCCAGGAGAGAUUACGUGUCGCGGGCCAAAUGUCAUGAUGGGAUAUAAACAGGCUGGAGGUGGCAUUGUGAAAGACUAUUUCGAAGACGGAUGGUACAGGACAGGCGAUCUGGGAUACAUCGACAAUGAUGGUUUCCUGUUUGUCUAUGAUCGAAUCAAGGAUGUUAUCAAAUACAAAGGGUUUCAAGUAUCUCCCUCAGAGCUAGAGAGAAUCCUCCUCCGCCAUCCUCUUGUCGACGAGGCAGUGGUUAUUGGUACCUGGCACGACGACGAGGCCACAGAAGUGCCUCGGGGUUUUGUCACAUUGAAAAACAAGCUUGGCCUGGACCCCGCAGAAAAAGAGAGGUUUACGAAGUCUAUCGCUGAAUUCGUUGACUCCAAGGUCAGUUCGUACAAGAAGCUACGUGGAGGCGUCGUCAUUCUUCGCGAACUGCCAAAGAACACUACCGGCAAAGUGCUGAGACGAGAGCUCAAGGCAUGGAGUAGGCCGCGCGCGGAGAUGGGAACACCAAGACUAUAG
Messenger RNA from Fonsecaea multimorphosa CBS 102226, 1680 nucleotides. RefSeq lists its product as uncharacterized. Gene Ontology annotation, biological process: secondary metabolic process. The record is from RefSeq and is a predicted model, not a curated record. Gene Ontology annotation, molecular function: CoA-ligase activity. The transcript has 4 exons. NCBI's taxonomy places the organism in Eukaryota, Fungi, Ascomycota, Eurotiomycetes, Chaetothyriales, Herpotrichiellaceae. Bases 1 to 1680 code for a protein of 559 amino acids.